AUGAAAGGCUCAUCUUGCGAGAUUUCUGCUACAGUUUUCAUUCUUGUUUGGGCAUACAUUAUUUUUUUCAUUUCAGUAUCCAAGAAUACGGCCAAUGCAGCAUUUGCCUACUUCGGUAUCUCCCUACUAACCCUCGGCGUAUGCUUUGCCUCAUUUUUCCUUCUGAAAAAACAGCAAUUUUACCAAUACUACUCUAAACGUGCUAUGUUGGCUCGUCAAAGCGAAGGUACCGACUCAAAGCCGGGCCUCACAGCUCGUGAUUAUCUCGAGGCUUUUAAACAAGGAUGGCCUCAAAUGCUAAACGUCUAUCUGGUAUUCUUUGUGAGUCUUACCGUCUUCCCUGGAAUUAUGGUAGAUGUCCGUGAUGAACUGGUUGGACAACAGUACUCGUUCGUGUUGCCCGAGAGAUAUUUCGUUCCGAUUACAUGUUUCCUGCUCUUCAACGUGUUUGCCUUCAUUGGCUCUAUGUUGGCCGGACGAUACCAAUAUCCUGCUCCCGAACGUCUUUGGAUGGUCGUCUAUCCACGUCUUCUCUUCAUUCCGUUCUUUGCUUUCUGUAACUUCCGACCACUUACCAGGACCUGGGCUGUUCUCUUCCCAAGCACGUGGUUGUAUGUGUUCAUGGGAAUGAUCAUGAGUAUAUCUAGUGGUUAUCUUAGCGGAUUGGCGAUGAUGUACGCACCAAAGGUUGUGGAACCUUCAAAGAGCCGUAUCGCUAGUAUGAUGGCAGGAUUCUUCUUAAUAUUCGGUAUCGUCAGUGGACUUGCAUUCACCAUCGCUGUGUCAGCUUUUAUUGAACAUUAA
Cooperia oncophora is the source of this 804-nucleotide messenger RNA. Lineage: Eukaryota; Metazoa; Nematoda; Chromadorea; Rhabditida; Trichostrongylidae. The record is from the annotation of a GenBank genome assembly.